GCGCCGCCAUCUUAGAGUCGCGGCUCGGGCCCAGGGAGGCGGGGAGGAGCGCGGGGGCGCGCGUGUGCACGCGCGGGGGCGCAUCGUCACGGCGACAGCGGCGGCGGCAGCGGCAGCAGCGGCUCCUCCGGCGGGACCUCGCCCUCGCCCCGAGUCCGAGUCCGAGUCCGAGCCGGCGCUUGCACUCGCCUCCCUCGGCCUCCUCCGCCGCAGCUCGCGGGCGGCCCAUGGUCGGCGUUUGAGCCGCCGCCGCCUCAGCCCGUCCCCCGACGCUCGGCUCGGCCCGGCCCGGCCGGGAGCCCCCGAGAUGCUGCCGAAGCGGCCGCCGGAGCCGCCGCAGCCGCCCCGCCGCUGCCGCUCCCUGCCCGCCGUCUCCGCCUGGCUCGUGACGGCCGCCGCGCUGUUCGGGCUCUGCGGCGGGGGCUGGGCGGCGCGAGUUAACAAGCACAAGCCGUGGAUUGAAACGACAUACCAUGGUAUAGUCACAGAAAACGACAAUACAGUCCUCUUGGAUCCCCCUCUGAUUGCCCUGGAUAAAGAUGCACCUCUGCGCUUUGCAGAGAGUUUUGAGGUGACAGUCACCAAAGAAGGUGAGAUAUGUGGAUUUAAAAUUCACGGACAAAAUGUCCCCUUUGAUGCCGUGGUAGUUGAUAAAUCCACUGGUGAGGGAAUAAUUCGCUCCAGAGAGAAACUGGACUGUGAACUGCAGAAAGACUACACCUUCACCAUCCAGGCCUAUGAUUGUGGGAAGGGACCAGAUGGAGCCAAUACAAAAAAAUCUCACAAAGCAACAGUACAUAUUCAGGUGAAUGAUGUGAAUGAAUAUGCCCCUAUAUUUAAAGAAAAAUCCUACAAAGCUACGGUGAUUGAAGGGAAGAAAUAUGACAACAUUUUAAAAGUGGAAGCAGUAGAUGCAGACUGUUCCCCUCAGUUCAGCCAGAUCUGCAGCUAUGAAAUUGUGACUCCAGAUGUGCCCUUCAUUGUUGACAAGGAUGGUUAUAUAAAAAACACCGAGAAGCUGAGCUAUGGGAAAGAGCCUCAGUAUAAGUUGACCGUUACGGCGUAUGACUGUGGGAAGAAAAGAGCUACGGAGGACGUGUUGGUCAAGAUUAGCAUUAGACCCACAUGCAGGCCUGGCUGGCAAGGAUGGAACAAGAGGAUUGAGUAUGAACCUGGUACUGGGUCUUUGGCUCUUUUCCCCACCAUCCAUUUGGAAACUUGUGAUGAAGCCAUCACCUCCAUCCAAGCGACAGUGGAGCUAGAAACCAGCCACAUAGGCAAAGGCUGUGAUCGGGACACGUACUCAGAGAAGUCCCUCCACCGGCUUUGCGGUGCAUCCUCUGGAACUGCUGAACUUCUUCCUCCUCCAAGCAGCGCCUUGAACUGGACCGUGGGCCUCCCCACCGAUAAUGGCCAUGACAGUGACCAGGUCUUUGAAUUUAAUGGCACCCAAGCCGUGAAGAUUCCAGAGGGCGUCGUGACAGUAAAUGUGAAAGAGCCAUUUAUGAUCUCCGUGUGGAUGAGGCAUGGGCCUGGGGGCAGGGAGAAGGAAACCAUUCUUUGUAAUUCAGAUAAGACAGAUAUGAACCGGCACCAUUAUUCCCUCUACGUACACAAUUGCCGACUGGUUUUUCUCUUCCGUCAAGACCCUUUGGAGGAGAAGAGUUACAAACCUGCUGAAUUUCACUGGAAAUUGAACCAGGUGUGUGAUAAGGAAUGGCACCAUUACGUUCUCAAUGUGGAGUUCCCCAGUGUGACUCUGUAUGUCGAUGGUGUUUCCUAUGAUCCCUUUCCAGUGACUGAAGAUUAUCCUCUUCACCCUUCCAAGAUAGAAACUCAGUUGGUGGUUGGAGCGUGUUGGCAAGAGUAUUCAGGAAAUGAAAAUGACAAUGAGACUGAGACGGAGGCAGUGACUGUGACCUCUGCAGGCGGGGAGCUACACAUGGCUCAGUUUUUCCGAGGUAAUCUGGCCGGCUUAAUGAUUCGCUCUGGGAAACUGGAAAAUAAGAAGGUGAUUGAUUGUCUAUACACCUGCAAAGAAGGACUCGAUUUGCAAGGGGCUGAUAGCAAAGGCUUGAAGAUUCAAGCAAACCCUAGCCGGUCGGUGCUGACUUUGGAAGGAGAUGACUUGGAGCGGUUUGAUAAGGCCAUGCAGCACGUUUCCUAUUUGAACUCUCGACAGUUCCCCACACCAGGAAUCCGAAGGCUUCAGAUCACCAGCACUGUCAAAUGCUUCAAUGAAGAGGCCUGUAUGUCGAUCCCUCUUGUGGAUGGCUAUGUGAUGGUCUUACAGCCAGAGGAGCCCAAAAUCAGCUUGAGUGGUAUUAACCACUUUGCUCGGGCGGCUUCAGAAUUUGAAAGUGCUGAGGGAGUCUCCCUGUUUCCAGAGCUUCGAAUCAUCAGUACCAUCACCCGGGAAGUAGAACAGGACACAGAUGGAGAUGAGGAUCCCACAGUUCAAGAGUCCUUGGUGUCUGAAGAAAUCAUGCACAAUCUGGACACAUGUGAGAUCACAGUGCUGGGCGAGGAGCUGAGGCCAGAUGAAGAGAGUGUGGAGGUGGAUAUGGCCCGCCUGCAGCAGAAGGGCAUUGAGAUGAGCAGCUCCAGCCUGGGCAUCAUCAUUACAGGUGUGGACACCAUGGCCAGCUAUGAGGAGGUGCUGCAUCUGGUGCGUUACCGCAACUGGCAUGCCUCCACAUCUGUGCUGGACAGGAAGUUCAAGCUGGUGUGUUCUGAACUGAAUGGGCGCUAUGUCAGCAACGAAUUUGAAGUGGAGGUGAGCGUCAUACACACGGCCAACCCGGUGGAACAUGCUAACCACAUUGCAGCCCAGCCUCAGUUUGUCCACCCGGUGCAUCACUCGUUUGUCGAUCUGUCUGGCCACAAUCUAGCCAACCCCCACCCAUUUUCAGUUGUCCCCAGUACAGCAACUGUUGUGAUUGUGGUAUGUGUCAGCUUCCUGGUUUUCAUGAUCAUCCUGGGAGUGUUCCGGAUCCGGGCCGCACACCAGCGAACUAUGCGUGAUCAGGACACGGGGAAGGAGAAUGAGAUGGAUUGGGAUGACUCUGCCUUGACCAUUACAGUGAACCCCAUGGAGACCUAUGAGGACCAGCACAGCAGUGAAGAGGAAGAAGAGGAGGAGGAAGAGGAGGAGAGUGAGGAUGGUGAGGAAGAAGAUGAUAUCACUAGUGCAGAGUCUGAAAGCAGUGAGGAAGAAGAAGGGGAACCAGAGGAAGAUCAGCAGAACGUGAACAGACAGCAGCAGUUAGAAUGGGACGACUCUACCCUCAGCUACUGAGACCAGGCACUCCUCCGUCCUCUCUGUGUCUGCUUUGAAAGACUCCGCUGUUGUCCCCUCCCCUGGUGUACAAAAUCAUUUUGGCCAGUUGGCCCAGUGGCUCCCUUGCUGCCCCCUGCCACCCCCAUGCUUGCUCUUGAGCGUGUAGUCCCCUCCUUCCCACUGACUGGAUUGGGUUGGCGGGUUUUUUCAGCACUACAUGAGGCCCUACCUGGCCCUUUCUCCUUCGUCGUCCCAGCUCAGCUUUCCUGAUGUGCACCCAGGUGUCCAGGCUCCGCUCUCCUCCUGUUCCUUCAGACAAGCUGCAGUGCUCUGACUUGUUGACAAAGGGUAAAACAUUGCUCAUUCCCACCCAGUGAACAUUUUUCCUUUUUUAAAAAAAAGUUUUAUUUUUUUCCAAAUUAGUGCAUGUGUUAAAGUGGCAAGAAGGAGAGUUAAUGUGUAGAUGAUUAACUUUUGAUAUUUUGUAAAUAAAUUAAAAUUCUGUUGAUGUCCUUUUUUGUGAUAGUGUAAACAAACAGAGACUGGUGUUUAAGGCCAGGGACAGGGGGCUGGGGAAGAAGGAAGAGUAGAUAUGGUGUCCUCUUGUCUUUUCCAUGGGGAACAAAGGAAAGUCUGUGGCUAACCAACUAACUGUUUAGACUUUCCCCAAAUCUCUGGAGGUCAGCUGCCCUGCCUUAGGACAGUUCCAGGCUUGGUCCCUAAGGCAUUUCCAAGGGUAAGUUGUCAGAAAGCACUGCCCUGGAGGCCGUAGACCAACCAUGUGGGUGCUAUGCCCAGGUUUUGUUGGAGGGACCCACCCCCUCCUGACUGGAGGCUGCUCUGCUUCUUGGGUGGGAUACGCUUACCUGCCUGAUUGAUUGAUAGAGGGGAGGGCAAGGUUUGGAGACCCUUCGUUGGCCAGAAACAGCAGAGCCCUCUGUAUUUUCUUUGGGAGUUAGAUAUUUUUUUCUAAUUUGGGUGAUGGGAUGGGUGGGACAUAGCUGGGAUCAUCUCCUUAUUUUACACAGCCCUGCUAAUGACCUGUAGUUCCUUGUACAGUAACCUGGACUCUUACAUGAGGCCUUUUUGUUUCUAUUUCAUAAAUGUCUUUUUCCCCCGCUGGUGAAGUGAAAUUAUAGAACAAAUUAUACAAACCAGUUGUGCAUCGAAUUGAACAUGUGGCUCACGAGGGCAGGUGGCCAGCUGAGGUCACCACUGAUCAGAGCACAAACCCUUGAACAAACAGCUGACCAGGCCCAUCUUGUGCCCACUCCCCAAGGCUGGUGGGACAAGCUUGGCUGUGGGGACUCCAGGCCUGUCUUCCCCCCCCCCCCAUGCGUUCCCUCCAAGCGUCUGCUCUCCAGGGCCUGGAGGGAAGAGGAGAGGAACGUCUUGUGUUUGUUCCUGGGGCUUUGGUGCCGACCUGUUAGCAAAGAGCCUGAAACCCGUACAAACACACACUUUUUUUUUUAAAAGAAAUUUAAAUGUAAAAUUUUAGAUUUCUAAAAUGGGGGGAGGGCAGGGGGAAUGAUUUUGACUACUUUUCUGUGAUAGCAUACUUGCUAGUUGGAAGUAAACUGGGGAACUUAUGUCUAACAGUUGUCCUGUAUUACUGUUGAUGUGUAGAUUUUUUCCUUCCAUAUACUGUCACUGUAGCUGCUGUACUUAGACUCUAAGUGAUAAAGAGUAAACAUCAUACUGACAGGUGACCUUCCUGGAUACUGUCUGUAACCGUGGUCUGGUCUCUUCUUUCAGAUGUGUAUAUUGGUGAUAGGUCAGUUCGGAAAGAUUAUAAGCUACAAUAAAUUUCUGAUUCUAA
Molecule: messenger RNA, 5099 nt
Organism: Phascolarctos cinereus (koala)
Lineage: Eukaryota; Metazoa; Chordata; Mammalia; Diprotodontia; Phascolarctidae
Gene: CLSTN1
Product: calsyntenin 1
Biological process (GO): positive regulation of synapse assembly; positive regulation of synaptic transmission; homophilic cell-cell adhesion
Cellular component (GO): postsynaptic membrane; cell surface
Molecular function (GO): calcium ion binding
Source: RefSeq, a predicted model, not a curated record